UUUCACAAUCGCUCAGAGAGUGAAACUGUGCAGCAUUUCUUUCUGGGCUGAGCCAAGCAUUCCUGCCUUGUGUGCCCUGGACCAACCAUGGCUGACAAGAAGUUGGGGCAAGUGCGCACGCUGUUUGUGAACGGGGUCAACAAAGCUAUCAUCAACCAGCUCGUGGACGAACUGCUCUGCAAAGGAGUCCUGAAUGAGGAGGAGGGGGACGAGGUGAAGGAGAAUCCGAAGAAGCAGGACCAAGCAAGGACCCUGAUCGACCACGUGAAGAGAAAGGGCCCCAAAGCCAGCCUGCUCUUCAUUGAGCUCCUCCAGUGCCAAGACAGCUGCUUAGCUGAAAUGAUGGAUCUUGCUACCUUCCGCUCAGCUCCAGGAGGCCCAGUUUGCCAGCAAGUCCGAGACCCCUGUCGAAGCGCCCAGCCGCCAGAGUCCAAAAAUGGGAUCACGCUUUGCCCUCCGGACCUGUUUCAGAAGAUACAAGCCGAGGAAGCUAGUGAGAUCUACCGGAUCGAGGACCCGCAGACGCGCACCCGCUUGGCCUUGAUCAUCUGCAACAUCGCGUUUGAGCACUGCCCCAGGAGGAACGGGGCCCAGGUGGAUCUGGCCCAGAUGACGCUUCUCCUGGAAGGGCUGGGCUACAAGGUGGAGGUGGAGACCAACCUGUGCUCACAGGGCAUGACUGAUCGUCUGAAGUGCUUCGCAGCUCGGGAGGAGCACAAGACCUCGGACGGCACCUUCCUGGUGCUCAUGUCUCACGGCCUUCGGGAUGGCCUGUGCGGCGUCAAGAGCCAGGGCCAGCACUCGGACAUCCUGUCCAUCGACACCAUCGUCUCCACCUUCAACAACAAGAACUGCCAGGCCCUCAUGGGGAAGCCCAAGGUGAUCGUCAUCCAAGCCUGUCGAGGAGGUAAUGAUGGGUUUACAUACGUGAGCGACUCCACAACACCUACUGCUCUCUCCCCCAACACUGAGGUAUGGUCCCCCGAAGGGUAUGAGAAGGAUGCCAUUCAGAAAGUGCAUGUGGAAAGUGACUUCAUCUGCCUGUAUUCCACAACUCCAGAUCACGUGUCCUGGAGAAGCCCCCAAACCGGAUCCAUCUUCAUUGUCCAGCUGAUAGAACAUAUCAAGAAACAUGCCUGGAACUGCAACUUGGAAGAGAUCUUCCGGAAGGUCAUGUACUCUUUUGAAAAUAACCCGCGCCAGAUGCCCACGAAGGACAGGACCACCUUGAGUAGGAAGUUCUACCUCUUCCCGGGCCACUGAAGCCAGCGGCCGCACACUGGGUGGACAUUUUCAUCGAGCUUUUCCACCACAACCCCAAGAUCUCUUUCUUGCGCUGUCUGUUUCUUGUUUGUAAAGUAUCAUGCACUAUUAUUAUUAUUAUUAUUAGUAGUAGUAGUAGUAGUAUUAAUAUGUUUGGAGAGAUGUGGACAGGAGGUAGUCAUCAUAAGACUCUCCAGUAACUACAAUAGAUGUGCGUUUAGAUAUUUUAUGGAGGCUUCUGUCUAGCAGGCAGCAAUUCCAUAGGAUUUCCACCGUUAGUUAUUUAAGCCAGCAGGAGAGGGGGAAUGAAACCCUGGAGCAAGCUGGGAGAUGCUGGCCUGGGAGUUGUAGUCCAACUCAGCUGGAGGGCAGCAGGUUCGGUAAGGAUGGUGUGGAUUUGAUUGUGAUCACAAGGAGGAGACGUCAAAUACAGCAAUGUAGAUAAAGCAUUUGGUACAGAAAGAAAAGAGUUGUGUAAUAACAUAAGUGUCUGAUCCAAGAUUUUUGUCCAGUUCUUAGUAUGUUUUAAAUUUCUCCCCUCGAAAAAUAUAUUUUAUCCUGAAAUGCACUGGGAAUAAAGGCUGAUUUAUGCAGCUGU
Elgaria multicarinata webbii is the source of this 1861-nucleotide messenger RNA. RefSeq names its product caspase-1-like. Gene Ontology annotation, molecular function: cysteine-type endopeptidase activity. The transcript has 9 exons. Bases 88 to 1263 code for a protein of 391 amino acids. Lineage: Eukaryota; Metazoa; Chordata; Lepidosauria; Squamata; Anguidae. Gene Ontology annotation, biological process: regulation of inflammatory response; proteolysis; regulation of apoptotic process. Gene Ontology annotation, cellular component: NLRP3 inflammasome complex; IPAF inflammasome complex; AIM2 inflammasome complex. The record is from RefSeq and is a predicted model, not a curated record.